GCGACCGUGAGUCAUUUCGGAUCCGUGGAUUCUCUCUCUUAGCUCUUACUUGGUCUCAUUUCAUGGCCAUUUGAGCCAGAAAAAGGAAAGAAAAAGAUAAAUAUUCACAGAAGGAAAUAUCAAAGCUAACCCCUUUAAUCAAAUUAACCCUAAUCUCCUUCUUUCCUAGAUCUCAGAGCACGAUUCCAUAUAUCAUUUUGACUCGGAUCUUCAUCUUUACUUCAGUGACGAAGUGUUUCACUCUAAGUUUAGUGAUGAGGUGCUUUGAUCUGUGCUUCUAACGAAGAGAUCUGGUUAGAUUUUGAAUCUAUAGAGUUUUGGUGGUUAAAUCUUCAUAACCUGGCUGUGAAUCUACGUAGGUUUUUAAUUGUUUGGUUUAUGCUUGAUUUGGACUUGUCAUGGAGAAGAUUUAGAAGCUAGAGUGAGAUAUUGCUCCAGAUUCUAACCCGAAGGUGUGAUUUUUAGCUGCUCUAGUGAAAUUUUACCCGAGGAUUUGCCUAGCUCUAACUUGUUAUGGAGACGCUUGUUGCUGUAGCCCAACACAGGAAUCAGUAUUAUAGCAGAGACAAGGCAUAUAAGCAAGCUCGAUUUGGGUCUUCCCCUUCUAGUCACUUCAGAGAAAUCAAUUGCCGGAGUUUCCAAUCUGGGUCAGGUAUAAUGCCAACCCCCUUCAAGACUUGCAGCACUACUGUAGCCAAAGUUGCUCCUUCUACCCCUUCCCCCUCCGCUGAGAAAACACCGUCACCAACUAUCAAAGCCCACUCUAAAUCUCACUCCGUUGGCAAUACACAAUCCAAGGCUGUUCCAAAAAGCUCUCCAAUUCCGAUAAAUGCCCCUGUGAGGGAGACGCCUUUUGAUGAUGAGCUGGAUAUCUCAAAUGAGAAUUCACCAUUCUCCGAGCUGUGGGCUGGACCCGCGUACUCAAAUUCGCCGCCGCCUAGUUCCCUUCCAAUUCCCAAGUUUUCAAUGAGGCCAAAACGAACCGUAUCGCUUGAGUUGCCCGUCUCUGAUCCUGGUAUCAAAGUGUAUCCGACUGCCAAGUCUGCCCCCGCUUCCCCCACAAGGGAACAUAGCCCAUCCACAAAAGAUCUGUUUCUAACAGUUGACUCUGCGACUAAGACUCUGCGUCGCAUUCUAAAUCUUGAUGUGGCGGAUGACUGAAGGUUGGGGGCCUUAUGCUCCUGUAAAUAUUUUUAGUGUUAGACUGUAUAUAGAGGGAAUAAAAUUUUAGUAGUGUGUAUCCGUUUAAGUUAAACUGUUAGGUUUUGCUUAUGGUGGUUGGGGGCUUUGAUGGGUCGAUAAUCUCCACAUCCAGAAUUGAGAAAUUGAUGUGUGAUGUGGAGUAGUGUUUCAGUGAUUGGGUUCUUAGCAAGUCAGGCAAGUUAUUGUAGUUAAGUGGGGCAAGGUACUUGUAGCUUCGGAAAUGUGACAUGGAUCAUGGAUGGGAGCUGACUUUGAUACCUUGGGAAAGCAGAAGGGAACCUAAAUUAGGUGAUUUCUUUGGCAAUUGGAUGGAACACUUAUUACUCUGUCCUAUUGGCUUCAAAAGGCGACGUCGUUGUUAUUCUGUCUAGUCUUUCAAUAUAACCUCCUCGUGUAAAUUCUAGUUACCGAGUAAAUAUAGGCCUAAAGUAUCAGGUGCAGUGUAUAAUCAGUGAACUCUUGUUAGAUUAGUUUCACUCCAAUCUAGUAGGUUUGUCUCUUGUUUCGUAGUAUCAUCUUUUUCAUCUAAGUCUUCUUCCUUGAUUUUCUAAUUUUCUGACAUCGCUGAAUUCCCUAAUGUUAUUUCAAUUGGCAUCCUAAACAGUUUGUUCUGAUGUAACUACUUUUCUUGGUUCUUUGUUGUCUGCAUUGACUUGUCAAUGAUCAAAACCUUCUCAUAUACAUACAAUUUCUUUCUUUGUCUCUUUUAAGUAGGUGUAAUCCCCCGUAUACACUCUGCAUGGGUGUUGUUUCCUCCUUGCCAUCUUUUCUGUAUUUUUUAGGGAAAGUGGCAAGUUAAAGUGAAAAUUAGCCGUUAUCGCAUCUGCUUCUUGGGGUUGUAAGGUCAAUCCAAUCCGUGUUGCUUUUUCGAGUUGUCGGCCUAUUAGCUUGUUGUUCCUUUUAGUGGAUAACAGGGCCCUUUAUCUUCAUGUAGCUUGUCUUUGUUGGAGACUCUUGCCAUACCACGAUAAUUGCAAGGCCACAGUUCUGGAAGAUUCCAGGAGGCUGCUUUAUGGUAGAUGUUCUUUCAUUGUUGUGUAAUAGUUUCUUGCAAGCAAAACUGCAAGAGUCCUGAGGAUACAUUUUCAGACUGUCCUGUCCCUCGUGUCUCAGAAACACAUGCUAAUGUAUGUUGUUUUUUUUGUUUUGUUUUGUUUUGUUUUGUGUACCAAGAGUCGUUUAACUAGUCUGCUGUUGGAUGAUGUUUCGUUUUACAGUUUCAUUGUGUGUUGUUGCUAUUCUAAUUUAAUGAGUCCAUCUUUUUGUUUAA
Manihot esculenta (cassava) is the source of this 2473-nucleotide messenger RNA. Its product is annotated as mucin-5AC. Bases 514 to 1161 code for a protein of 215 amino acids. The transcript is spliced from 3 exons. NCBI's taxonomy places the organism in Eukaryota, Viridiplantae, Streptophyta, Magnoliopsida, Malpighiales, Euphorbiaceae. The record is from RefSeq and is a predicted model, not a curated record.